AUGCAGAUAUUGAGUGGCAAAGCGAGAAGUGGCCGCUGUGUGCUCGAACGGCGUGCCCCUGCCUUGCUCGACAGCAGCAUAUUUUGUUUUCAGUUUUCAAAGGUCUCUCGCGGCCGGCUACGAGAAAGAUGCUCCUCUCGUGCGGAAGCCACGCCCGCCCAAGAAGAAACGGGCCGAUCCCGCCGGCCGGCCGGCCGUCCACGCUUCCGGCGACGGUUGCUUCGCUCUCGAGCCGGACGAAAAGCGCCGGACUUGACGAGGGACGUCCACAGCUGGACGGACAGCGCCCAUGCCAAACGGUUACGAUGUUGGGCAGAAAGGUUAUGCAUGGGCAGAUCCAUCAAGAUAUUACUAUACCUCGACCCAAGAUCAUCACGUGUGAGAGGGGCGCAUGUGGAGAAAUCUGGACUGCAAUCUUGUCAAACUAAGAGGGUUGCUUCAUCGAUGGGGAGUUCUCUGCGACACUGCACAGCUAGCCGAGCUGAACCAGUUCAUCCUACUGCUGGACAAGAGGCGGGGAGAAAUAAUGAGGAUUGCCUGGCACUGUGAUCCGUGAUAUGUUGCAGAAGCUAUGUUUCAUUACAGGGUGCGCAAAAAUGUUUAGGUGUUUUGUUUUGGUCCUGUAAUAAGUAGAUACUACUUCCUUCCAGGACAAUUGCUUUUUGGUUCUGCCUAAACGAAGAGGUUUUCUUUUUCUCUUUCUUUGCUGGUGUGAUGUUUGCAUGGUUUGUAUGGUUUGUCUAUUCUGCUUCAUUCUAAUAAAAUGGGG
Molecule: messenger RNA, 769 nt
Organism: Hordeum vulgare subsp. vulgare (domesticated barley)
Lineage: Eukaryota; Viridiplantae; Streptophyta; Magnoliopsida; Poales; Poaceae
Exons: 4
Coding region: 1-549 (182 amino acids)
Source: RefSeq, a predicted model, not a curated record